AUGGAGAUCUUCUGCUGCUUCAACGGGUGCACGCUGGCGCCGACGCCCGGCCAAGCCAAGUGCUCGUUCCACAAGAACCGAGGCAUGUGCAGUAUCGAAGCCUGUGUCAACCAAGUGUACGCCCGCGGCCUCUGCGUUCGCCACGGUGGCCGUCAACGUUGCUUUUACCACGGCUGCACGACUGCGGCGCGCGUCGAUGGCUACUGCAGUCGCCACGCGAAAGCAGUGGUCAGCGACAAGAGCACGACGACAGCUCUAUGCACGGAGUCCAAGGAUGCAUUCCUCGCCUUGGAUGUGCUUGGCGACUUGGAGUUCUUGCUGCCCGUGGAGAUAGAGACUCCGUUCCGAGGAGACGAGCUCGACGAAUCGAUCUUGACGUGCUUGAUCCAAGAAGAUGCAUGGGGUCUCGUCAUGCUCUGA
This is a messenger RNA of Saprolegnia diclina VS20, 420 nucleotides long. RefSeq lists its product as hypothetical. The record is from RefSeq and is a predicted model, not a curated record. Bases 1 to 420 code for a protein of 139 amino acids. NCBI's taxonomy places the organism in Eukaryota, Oomycota, Saprolegniomycetes, Saprolegniales, Saprolegniaceae. The transcript has a single exon.